Messenger RNA from Atta colombica, 2778 nucleotides. RefSeq names its product TBC1 domain family member 22B (gene Tbc1d22). Gene Ontology annotation, biological process: activation of GTPase activity. The record is from RefSeq and is a predicted model, not a curated record. The coding region runs from base 523 to 2157 and encodes 544 amino acids. The transcript is spliced from 8 exons. NCBI's taxonomy places the organism in Eukaryota, Metazoa, Arthropoda, Insecta, Hymenoptera, Formicidae. Gene Ontology annotation, molecular function: GTPase activator activity.
UAGAGAUUUACGUGUGCGUCGAUCGCGGUCAAUAAGUAGCAUAAAAUAACAAGAAAAAUAAUGAUGCGAAAAGAAGAAGCGAUUUGUGGCGGCAGCGCUCGCGUGACUCGUACGGCCGUACAUCAAAAUUGAUCAAAAUCGCAUACCUGCUCGCUCGAGCGAGCAGAGCCGCCGCGUUGAUCGUUUUCAGGAGUGUGGAGAGCGUCUUGGAAGAAGAAGAGAGAAAGAGAGAGAGAGAGAGAGAGAGAGAGAGAGAGAGGAAUGCGGUGAUCGCGCUCGGCAAAAUCGUGAUCUAUCGUGACGACAGAAACGACGACGACGUAUGCCAAUGACGAUGACGACGACGACGUCGUCGUCGCGACGCCGUGGCCAACUAGAAAACUAGACCACUUGACCUCGUGGGAUCGUCGAUUGUACAGACAGGAAAUAUCUUUAGCUAUCGUUGCAAGGGUAUGAGGAUCCGUGCUGUAAUACCUGUAUUGAAAGACUACCAGGUACAAGCUAACUUGGUUUCCUACAGCAAUGGAAAAUCAAGGUUAUCAUCAUCAGGCCAUCUCAACCCAUCAGUCUUUCUGGAAGAAAAACACACGAGCUGUACCAGGAAGGCCAAGUCUGAAACAAGAUGUUAGAUAUGGCAAGUUUAAUCCUGCAACGAUUGGAUCCAGCAAUCUGACUGGUAUUGCUAACAGCAGCAGUAGUACAGGUGGAAGUGGAGGCUCCACUUCUUUUCAAGACUUUCAGGAGAGUGUGGAUGACGCAUGGGAUUCAGGGGAUGAUGAAUUCUGUACAGUCUCAGAUGUAAAGAUUUCGAAGAGAGUCAGUCACUCGGCGGCCCUUAGUGUUAUCAACAGUCAUAGAUCUGGCAAUAAGUGUUCACAGCCAUCCCAGGCAAACGCCAAGAUGAUGCAACAAAAAAUUAUCCCCGAGGAAAAAAAGGCAGAGGCUCUUCAAAGGCUGGCAGUGCAGCCAUUACAUCUACGCAAUGUGAAUCUGCAUCCACAGAUGCUUAACAGCCAGCACUCCAGUGAAGAUGCAGAUUUAAAGCACAGUGCAUCGCCCCAGCACAAGCCGACACAAUUUCCUGGUAGACCACAGCCGCUGAGACAGGCAAAUGCUCCUAAUAAAUUUUUUGUACCUUCAAAGGAGCAGGACGGCGAAAGCAAAGUGGACAAGUUUCAAUUACUUUUGGAAGCGUCCGUGCUGAAUUUAGAUGAAUUAAGGCAGCUAUCAUGGUCGGGCGUACCUGCCAAAUUACGUUCUGUCACUUGGCGGUUAUUGUCUGAGUACUUGCCAGCUAAUCUAGAACGUAGACAACCUGCGUUGGAACGUAAACGAUUGGACUAUUGGAAUUUGGUGAAGCAAUAUUACGACGUCGAGCGGGAUGAAGGUUUUCAAGAUACGUAUCGCCAGAUUCAUAUCGAUAUCCCUAGAAUGUCACCGCUUAUCUCGCUAUUUCAACAGACGACGGUGCAACUGAUAUUCGAGAGAAUAUUGUAUAUUUGGGCGAUUAGACAUCCUGCAUCUGGUUACGUUCAGGGCAUGAAUGAUCUUGUGACACCUUUCUUCUUGGUUUUUCUGCAAGAGGCGGUGCCGAUACAAGCUUGGCAAGAUCUAGAAAAUUAUGAUGUGGCGUCGUUAUCGAAGGAACAACGUGAUAUUAUCGAAGCGGAUAGUUUUUGGUGCCUAUCUAAAUUCUUGGAUGGUAUACAAGAUAAUUAUAUAUUUGCUCAGUUGGGAAUCCAACAUAAAGUGAACCAGUUAAAGGAGCUAAUACAAAGGAUUGAUGCACCAUUGCAUCAACAUUUGCAUCAACAUGGAGUGGAUUAUCUACAAUUCUCUUUUCGAUGGAUGAAUAAUCUGCUAACCAGAGAAAUCCCGCUUCACUGUACUAUCCGAUUGUGGGACACGUAUUUGGCAGAAUCUGACAGAUUCGCCUCGUUUCAGCUCUACGUAUGUGCGGCUUUCCUUCUUCGUUGGAGGCGACACUUGCUCUUGCAACCUGAUUUUCAAGGGCUGAUGUUAAUGCUACAAAACCUGCCCACGCAAAAUUGGACGGAUUCAGAAAUAGGCGUGCUAGUAGCCGAGGCAUACAAAUUGAAGUUUACAUUUGCCGACGCACCCAAUCACCUGCAAGCCUAUGAUACGACAACCAGAUGACCACUUUCAAACGGAUUGGGUUGAUGUUAUUAUGAAUAGUGGCCAAACUGCGAGGCCGAGCGCUAUCGUAUUAUCGCCGGUUCUCCUCUUCCGUCUCACCGUCACUAUGUAUAUUGUGACGUUCAGUCUAUCACGGCCAUAUCGAAAGUUUUCGGAACAAUCGGUCUCUUACGUUUCGUUUUCGCGUCGGCUAUUAAGUUUUCACGAUUACUUUAUGCAUUAUAGAGUUUAUUCCUUUGUUACAUUGAAAGAUUUCAUGAAAAGAAUGUUUAGAUAAACUCGCCAUAUUCCAUUGUGGAAUAAAUUGUAAAUGCAUUUUAGGAUGCAGAGAAUGUAACGCGAAUCAAUUGCCAUUUCCCGGUUUGCAUUAAAUUUUUAUAUAUAUAAUAAGGUCUCAGACAUUAUAUACAGAUAAUAUAUAUAGACAGAAAAGUUUUAUAUAUCGACCCUGUGUUGUACUUUUAUAGUGAUUAUGCAGUUUCCUUGAUUAUCCUUGCAUAUAUUCCUAUUUAUCCCAACUAUUGUCAAGAAUUUGAUUUUGAAACUAAUGUUUAUGCUUUAAUAUUUAAUAUUCACAAACGAUAUAUUUCAUUUUAUAGCAUAAUAUUUGAUAGCAUGCUU